CUGAAACCGUGCUCUUAUGCUGUACAUUUGGGUCACGUGGCUUCGACGUUUUGUUACGUCUCUUCUUCUAUGGCGACGAAGAGGCAAAUCAAAUAGACGUGUUAGAAUCUCUGCUGAGCGUAGCACAGGGCUCUGAGAUGGUAACCUGCGUUCUAGCUGGUUCCAUAGCGCAGGUUGCAAGAGGAUCCGCUGCUGAGAAGGAGAGACUGGUUACGAUAUUAGCUGAGAACAUUGCUUGUGGGCCAGUCAUAUUGGAAUUGUUGCACACCCUCGUACCAGCAGGGAGACAGAUGGAAUACGGCGGAACGGAAUCACGUGGACUUUUAAUGGAGCUAAGACGGCGUGCUACGCUUACUGAUGGGGAUUAUUAUACGCUGGGGAAAAUUCCCACAGAAAAGUGCAUUCAAACGUCGGUCGAAUCGCGUUUUUCAAUCAAAGCCAUGAGCAAGUGCUUCGGGUGGUUAUGCGAGUGGGAUCGUUGGGGGGAAUGGGGCGAGAGAUCUUGUCGAGUACCGCAGCUUUGGACUGAUAAUGAUUCUUUUAGACGGGAAAUGGAGACGUAUACAGGUGAGGUUGGCUGGUUCCGCGCAAUGUGGUCAGGACUUGACGCUGAUAGAGACGCAAGUGGACUCUACCGGCUUCUCUUGGCUGCUGAUCGUUGGCCUAGAGAUCCCUUCACGUUUUCUGCUGUAUGGGAACUGGAGAUGUGGAAAGACGGUGAAUUUGUACAGGAAUGUAACUGGUUGGAGAGGCGGGACCAAGUUUGCUUGGCACAAACUGCUGCACUCCUUAUGAUAAGAUCUCUUCGUUUGCAAUCAGAAGAACACUCUUCUCAACAGACUUCCGCUUUACACGAGAACAUGAUAGGGUGGUGUUCGCUGGUUAACAAUAUUCGAGGUGCACAAGAAAAUGUACGAACUGCGUUAUUCGAAGACGUGAUUCGAGUUUGCAGUCAGCUGGAGCUGGAGACAAUUGACAAUGGAAUUGAGGAGCUGGUGUCAGCCAAGCGUGGGUUGGCCGUUCUCAGGAAUAUUCAAUUAGAACUGGCAGAGACGCUGGAAUUCGCCCAAGAGAAAUGGCGUGAAAUGAGUGAAAGAUCUAAGGAACCGCUUCGUUUGAUGCAACUUAUAUUAAAACUCCAAGCCGAUACCAAUUGUGUGAACAGAGCAUUAGUAGAAGAAGCAAUGACAAAAAUAAAACAGACCUUAAGUGCCAAAGACGAGAGUGAGACUCGCCCUAUACUGGCGACUGUCGCAGAACAUCUAUUCUGGUUAUUUGAGAGUACCACUGGUAAGUAAGUACCACAG
Messenger RNA from Pieris napi, 1307 nucleotides. RefSeq lists its product as uncharacterized. The record is from RefSeq and is a predicted model, not a curated record. The coding region runs from base 138 to 1298 and encodes 386 amino acids. NCBI's taxonomy places the organism in Eukaryota, Metazoa, Arthropoda, Insecta, Lepidoptera, Pieridae. The transcript has 8 exons.